Messenger RNA from Polyodon spathula (Mississippi paddlefish), 3508 nucleotides. RefSeq names its product neurobeachin-like. The record is from RefSeq and is a predicted model, not a curated record. The transcript is spliced from 17 exons. Gene Ontology annotation, cellular component: membrane; cytosol. Gene Ontology annotation, molecular function: protein kinase binding. NCBI's taxonomy places the organism in Eukaryota, Metazoa, Chordata, Actinopteri, Acipenseriformes, Polyodontidae. The coding region runs from base 299 to 3385 and encodes 1028 amino acids. Gene Ontology annotation, biological process: intracellular protein localization.
AUAGCCUAUUGGAGCUCUGAACCCCAAGCGAGCUGUCUUCUAUGCUGAGCGCUAUGAGACCUGGGAAGAGGACCAGACACCACCUUACCAUUACAACUCGCACUACUCCACAGCUGCGUCCACACUCCUGUGGCUUGUUAGAAUUGAGCCAUUUACCACCUUCUUUCUCAACGCUAAUGACAACAAGUUCGACCAUCCCGACCGGACCUUCUCUGCUAUAGCAAGGUCUUGGCGGAACUGUCAAAGGGACACCUCUGAUGUGAAAGAGCUGAUCCCGGAGUUCUACUAUCUCCCUGAGAUGUUUGUGAACAGUAACGAAUAUAAUCUGGGGGUUAGAGAUGACAGGACAGUUGUAUCUAAUGUUGAUCUCCCUCCCUGGGCGAAAAAGCCGGAAGAUUUUGUCCGGAUCAACAGGAUGGCUCUGGAAAGCGAGUUUGUGUCAUGUCAACUGCAUCAGUGGAUUGACCUUAUUUUUGGAUACAAGCAGCGUGGACCUGAGGCGGUCCGUGCUCUCAACGUCUUUCACUACCUGACUUAUGAGGGCUCAGUCAAUCUGGACAGCAUCACAGACCCUGUUCUCCGAGAGAUUCCAGAGCCUUAUUUUAUUAGAGAACCCCACACUUUCCUCCUUACAUCCUCAUUUAUCAAGGCCAUGGAGGCACAGAUACAGAAUUUUGGACAGACGCCAUCUCAGUUGCUUAUCGAGCCACAUCCGCCUCGGAGCUCUGCCAUGCACCUGAGCCCCCUCAUGUUUAAGGAUCAGAUGCAGCAGGACGUGAUCAUGGUACUCAAAUUCCCCUCCAACUCCCCCGUCACUCAUGUUGCAGCAAACACACUGCCCCACCUCACCGUCCCCGCAGUGGUGACGGUCACCUGCAGCAGGCUCUUUGCUGUCAAUAGGUGGCACAACACAGUAGGUAGCACUGCCACGUUGGAAUUGUUUCUCCAGGUGACCUACGAAGCUCACAAGGAAUACCUGGCCAAGAUGUACGAGGAGUACCAGAGACAGGAGGAGGAGAAUAUCAAAAAGGGGAAAAAAGGAGGUGUCAGCACCAUCUCAGGCCUGUCAGCUCAGGCCUCUGGAGUGAAAGGAGCCAUUGAGAUCCGAGAGAUCGACGACAACUCUCAAACCCAAACCCCCGAAAGUGAAACCGACUACCCGGUGACCACGGACUCCAGGAACCUGCUAGCCGAGGCUAAGGUGCCAGAAGAUGGGCUGAUAGCGCCGGAAAGGCAGAUGAGCGGUGUGCGAGUGGAGGUCCAUGAUCUGUUGGUGGACAUCAAGGCGGAGAAGGUGGAGGCAACUGAAGUGAAGCUGGACGAUAUGGACCUGUCCCCGGAGACAUUGGCUGGAAGACAAAAUGGCAGCUUGGUGGAGGUAGACUCCCUCUUGGACAACGUCUACUGUGCAGCCGUAGAGAAGCUGAAGAGUAACGUCAAUGGGACCCUCGUUCCCAAGCAAAGCGAAGACAAAGACAGCGGGCCCUUGAUAACACUGGCUGACGAAAAAGACAGCGUCCCCAACAACAGCAACUCAUUUCUGUUCAAUAAGGUUCCGAACCAAGACGAGAAGCUGCUGCCUGAGUUCACGUCCAACGUCCCCAUCGUGAUGCCGAAUUCCCAGGAUGCUCAUGUGCACACCAGUGCCAGCGAUGACUUGGGUCUCCUGGCUCACAUGACGGGCAGUGCCCACCUUACUACUUCAACAAACAUCCUUGAGGACAACGAGUUCAAGAUCCAAACGACUUUGGCCGAAAUAAGCUCCAUUGCAGAGGCUGCAGCCGCAUCCAAAGUGGCCGAGUAUGCAGAUAUUGCAGGCCCCGGGGUUGACUCCGAUCCAUCUGUGAUCAAAACAGUGGGUAGCGCAGAUGCUGCCAGUACCAUGUCAGAUACAGAGAGAUCUGAUGACGGCAAAGAUAAAGAGAUCAAGAAGAUCCAAACAACAGCUACUACUACCCAAGCUAUCCAGGGCCGUCCAGAAAGCCAGAUGGAAAGGGACCUGAGGGUUGACCUGGGCUUCAGAGGAAUGCCAAUGACAGAGGAGCAGAGACGGCAGUUCAGCCCUGGACCUCGUACCACCAUGUUUCGAAUCCCAGAGUUCAAGUGGUCCCCCAUGCACCAGCGACUUCUUACUGAUUUACUCUUUGCUCUGGAGACUGAUGUCCAUGUUUGGAGAAGCCAUUCCACAAAAUCAGUAAUGGACUUUGUCAACAGUAAUGAGAACAUCAUUUUUGUGCAUAACACCAUUCACCUAAUUUCCCAGAUGGUAGACAACAUAAUUAUUGCCUGUGGAGGAAUAUUGCCGUUGUUAUCUGCAGCUACGUCCCCUUCUGGUUCUAAGGUUAGUAUUGCCGCUACGGAGCUGGAGAAUAUCGAAACAACUCAAGGCAUGUCGGCGGAGACAGCAGUCACCUUUCUCAGCAGGCUCAUGGCCAUGGUUGAUGUGCUGGUGUUUGCCAGCUCCCUCAAUUUCAGUGAGAUUGAAGCGGAAAAGAACAUGUCUUCUGGAGGCUUAAUGCGACAGUGCCUGAGGCUCGUGUGUUGUGUUGCUGUGCGGAACUGCCUGGAAUGCAGGCAAAGACAACGUGACAGAACGACAAAGUCCUCAAUGCCAAACAGUAAGACUCAGGAGAACCUGCAGAGCACGAGCGGGACAACUGCUGCCAAGACCACCAUAGAGAAUGUCCCCAGUAACCUUUCUCCUAUCAAGGACCCUGACAGACUGCUUCAGGAUGUGGACAUUAACCGUCUGCGGGCAGUAGUCUUCCGUGACGUGGAUGACAGUAAGCAGGCUCAGUUUCUAGCGCUGGCAGUCGUCUACUUUAUUUCUGUAUUGAUGGUAUCAAAGUAUCGGGACAUCCUUGAACCGCAGAGGGAGACAGCCAGGUCUGGGAGCCAGUCUGUAAGGAGUAUCCGUCAAGAAAUCAACUCGCCAACAAAAAACCCUACCGCUUUCUCUGAGAGCAUUAAAGAGAAAGAAACCCCAAGCCCUUUCGAGGACCUUCACAUAGAGAGCUCCCUCCCACACACGGACUCAGGGAUUGGGGAGGAGCAGGUCUCCAACAUACUGAAUGGCACAGACCUAGAGACCAGCGCAGGCCCUGAUGCCAUGAGUGAGCUCAUCUCCACCUUAUCCUCCGAGGUAAAGAAGUCGCAGGAAAGCCUCCCUGAAAGCCCCAGCGAAAUGCUCAAGCCAGCCUGCUCCAUAUCGAGCAUCAGCCAUGGAAGCAAGGGGAUCAACGUGAGGGAAAUCUUAAAGAGCCUGGUGGCUGCACCUGUUGAAGGUGCAGAGUCUGGGCCUGAACCUUUACCCUACCCAGAUCCAGCCGUGAAAAGAGAAGCACAGGCUAUUCUCCCUAUGCAGUUUCACUCCUUUGACAGGUAAUGAGACCAGUAAACAAGCUUACAGCUAAAAUGUUAUUCAACACACUAUUUAUCAGACCUUUUCAUUUUAAACGUUACAAAACUAGCAACAAACAACUCAAAAUAAUAAUACAAGUACUACAGA